AUGGACAUGAAAAGCUGCAAGCGGGUGAGACCAAGAAGAAGCUCACAGGCAAAGGUGAGAAUUAUGGACCUUCCCACCUGCAUCUUCGUAGAGAUAUUCAAAAGGCUACCAGUAAAAACAAUACUUAAAUGUAGGACCCUUAACAAAACUUUCUCCAAACUUCUUACCGAGCCUGAUUUUCUCAAUGCACAUCAGAAACAGAAACCCUUAGCCAUCCUGUUGGAGCCCUUAGUUCGCGUGGUGGUAACAGACAAAUAUGCCAGGCCUUUGCGUUUUCUUGAAUUCGGACAUGAGCAGGGUGAAGUCGGAUUCACGUCGGGAAAGUCUAUGCGGGCAAACACCAAACCAAUUCGAGGAAAUUUUUACGUAGUGGGAUCUUGCAACGGCCUUGUUUGUAUUGAACAUUAUUUUGGCUCUUGUCCUGAAUUUAGGAGCAAUGUGCUUAUAUGCAAUCCUAUUCUAGGAGAAUGCCAGAUUCUGCCGGAAGGAAGGAGUGUGGAUGAUGAUAUGAUUACAGGUGGUUUUGGCGUUGAUCCGUCCACUAAUCUUUACAAGGUCCUACUUGUCCAUUCAGAUAUUGGAGGUAAAAGUUAUAGUGAGAUUUUUACAGUUGGAGUUGAUGUCAAUUGGAGAAUCUUAGAGAUGGUAAAUUGCCCUUAUGUUUUGGAUCCUCAAGGCCUGCUUUUUCGAGGAGCUAUGCACUGGAUGGCUCGGGAGCGUACUUCUAACACGAGGAUAGCUGUGUUCAUAUAUGCAUUUGAUAUUGGUGAAGAAAGAUUUAGGUCAAUAUUGGCACCACCCCUUGACAUGGAAACGAAUAAGGCAAGAUCUCUCUUGGUAUUAAGAAAUUCUCUGCAUAUCAUCUUUUGCUUACCAUGA
Coffea eugenioides is the source of this 879-nucleotide messenger RNA. RefSeq names its product F-box/kelch-repeat protein At3g06240-like. The transcript has a single exon. Bases 1 to 879 code for a protein of 292 amino acids. The record is from RefSeq and is a predicted model, not a curated record. NCBI's taxonomy places the organism in Eukaryota, Viridiplantae, Streptophyta, Magnoliopsida, Gentianales, Rubiaceae. Gene Ontology annotation, molecular function: protein binding.